AUGGUCACAACGAGGAGGACGGGGAAGACGAAGGCGAAGAGGACACUGGUCACUGCGACAUGGAACGUUCGGUCCUUAGUGAAGGACGCUGGUGAUGCCAAAAUAUGCCGUAAAAAUAGAAAUGUCUCGGAUACCGCCGUUGACAGGAAACUGGAUUUUCUUGUGGAGGAACUCGGCAGAUUCGGUGUGGACGUUGCUGGUAUUCAGGAGACGAAAUGGUUUGGAAGCGACGUGUGGCCUGCUGGGAGCGGUACGUUGUUACACUCUGGGAGGCCUUUGCCUUUGGAGAGUGAGCCCGGCCGCCGGAACGAGGGAGUUGGAAUUUUGAUGAAUUCCGCCGUGACCGGGAUGUGGAAGAGCGGAGGGGAGCAGUGGAUUGCCGUCAGUUCGGGUAUUGUCACUGCUCGUCUUCUUGUCGCCAAGCGAGGUGAUAAACUCCCUGGUGGAGGUAAGCGACACGCAGAUUCCUGUGUCUCUAUCGUCAAUGUUUAUGCUCCAACGAGUAAAGCCCCACCGAACGUAAGACGCAAGUUUUUCGAUGACUUGCAACGAGUUGUGGACAGUAUUCCAUCCAGAGAUGUUCUUGUGGUGCUUGGAGAUUUGAACGCGUGCGUCUGGUCCAGCACUGACUAUGCAGACAGCGCUGUGAGUCGUAUCGAUGGCAUGCCAGGGGAUGAGCAGAUGUGGGGUUGUGUCUUGGGCCAAUUUGGCCUUGGAAAUUGCAACCGGGCUGGCUAG
Molecule: messenger RNA, 738 nt
Organism: Sycon ciliatum
Lineage: Eukaryota; Metazoa; Porifera; Calcarea; Leucosolenida; Sycettidae
Product: craniofacial development protein 2-like
Exons: 1
Coding region: 1-738 (245 amino acids)
Molecular function (GO): catalytic activity
Source: RefSeq, a predicted model, not a curated record